Molecule: messenger RNA, 882 nt
Organism: Exophiala dermatitidis NIH/UT8656
Lineage: Eukaryota; Fungi; Ascomycota; Eurotiomycetes; Chaetothyriales; Herpotrichiellaceae
Exons: 2
Coding region: 1-882 (293 amino acids)
Source: RefSeq, a predicted model, not a curated record
AUGCGACGGGUCCCGGCCAGCCUGUCGGCGAUGCCUUCAUACCGGCACGACCUGCUACUAUGGCUACGGCAAGGGAUGGAGGAAGCGAAAGUCAGUGAACCAGCCAGCUUCGAUCAUGGUGAAUUGGUAUUUGUUAAAGUGGAAAUGCUGACCAAAUUUGCCUACAGAACCGCGGAGGAUCUUACAGCCACCUCACGUCGCUUGGCCAGAUAUGAGACUCUCUUAAACCAGAUCAUGCCCAUGGUUUCUCCCGAAGUCAGAGCCUUGAUUGAGGACGCCGGUGAAACUGAUGGUUCGAAUGCGUCCAAUACCUCGGAAACGCCGGAAAUCGAUUUCGGUGUGCCUCCUCAGCGGCUCGACUCGGGUCUGGUCGGUCCUGGCGGCCGGAUUAUCCUGCCCUUGCCUGUUCCCAGCCCCCAUGUUCCUGUGGUGUCGCGAUCGUCCACUUCGUCCGGGACAUUCGAAGUGGUGCCAGGAACUACUGUCGGCCCUCCACCAUCUGUACCACCACCGCCAUCUCUACCAAGUGGCACGCCUGCCUCAUCCUCCAACGUCUCAACUUCUCAACGACUGUCACCGGAUUCCAUUGCCUUGACUCGAUUACCCUCCAUCACAUCAGAGGGCAUCCUGCUCGAGACGGGUCGUGCCCCCGAUCUCUCGCCGCCGCCGACGGGGCCUCCUCCUCUCCUAGCGCAGGGACAGUUGGUCCCCGAUUCCACCGGCAGUUACGGACCAGAACGGUUGGGGUCAUUACAGGCCUUGCCGAGUCACACCUCUCUUGGAGGUUGGUCCGCUGAAUCCCAUUCUAGACGAUUAAAUGCUGACUCCUGGACAAGAGACGCCGCGGUUGCCACAGUUCUCCCCUGGUUGACGACGAGUUGA